This is a messenger RNA of Blastomyces dermatitidis ER-3, 1780 nucleotides long. RefSeq lists its product as uncharacterized. NCBI's taxonomy places the organism in Eukaryota, Fungi, Ascomycota, Eurotiomycetes, Onygenales, Ajellomycetaceae. Bases 591 to 893 code for a protein of 100 amino acids. The record is from RefSeq and is a predicted model, not a curated record. The transcript has a single exon.
GCCUUCUCCCCUUUUCUUGAGCAAAGCCACAGAUGGCGCCACUCCGGAUAAUUAUUAUUCCAGGUCCGGGAGGCUCGGACGGACGGGAACCUCUUCACAUGGCCCGUGCCAAGGUUUCCAAUAACCGUGGUUGGACUUCCAAGUUUUAGUAGUUUCAGUUGCCAAAAGAUCUUUACUAUACAAUUCGUUCUUCUUCUUAUUAUUAUUGGUGUGUUAAUCGCCAUAUACGGAUAUGUAUGGCCAGAGGAAUCGAAAUCUUUAGGCUUGGAAGUGCCACCCCUGCAGUUGCUAGGACAAACGGCUCAUGUACUCCGAGUUGACCUUGGACAACCCUCGCGCCUAUUUGAUAUCUGCCAUAUUGACUAGCUUAGGACAAUCACAUGGACUUUUCCUUCAACACUUGCUAAAAUAUUUGGUUGCUUUAAAUACGCUUAUCCCAUACCGGAAGAGAAUGCGGCACGGCCUCUACUCCAGUCAGCAAGCAACGCUUACCACCGCAUCGCGCAUCCCGAGGUGGCCCUGUCUGAAUUGGGUGAACUCCUGAGAGGAGAGAGACCCUUGUCAAGUCAAGAUUUCUGGAUAUGUAAACAAUGAUGUCGCCCUCAUCUUUCCCUUCUUUAGCAACACUCUCAAUAGGAUAUAUGAUCUUCUUCUUAGCACUCUUAACAAACUACAAGACCAUUCGUCCCCAUCAUUGUUGCACAUCAACUUUUCCAGUGAUAUAUUUCGUUAUAUUUGUAUCUAUACUUCCAUCUCUCGUUAGCAUGGCUUCUCUAUACAAUCUUUUGGAGUAUGGCUCUGAUGAGGAACAACAGACCACCCCGGUUAUCCCUGUCCCGAACUUACAUAACUUCGGUAGCUUUCGUCAUGGCAGGCGCUCUGAAGCGAGCUAAUAUAUUCCCUAUGGCCUGAUGGGAGGAUUUGCUGUGAAAUUGAUGGGAGGGGUGCGGGAGACUCGAGAUGUCGACAUUGCGUUCCAGGCCCCUGGGAAGAUGCGCCACCUCUGAAGGGUUGUGGAAAUUGAACCUCGAUAUGUACAUACAUACAUGUACAACGACUUAAAUGAGUGAACAUAUGCUUAUUCGAGAGUUAGUUUGGUUAUCCCCAAUACAAAGCUUCUUAAUAUUAUGAAGGUCUUUGUCCUCACCGGCCCCCCAUAUGACAACUGUUCAGAAUCAAUGCGCAUCGAGGUAGAUCUUAUUGGAAGCGGUGAAGAUACUCUGUGUCCAAAAAUCAAAGAUCAUAAUUCAGUAUUCAUUUUCUAACCAAUAUAUCAGAUCAGAAUACUGUGAGACAGAUAUAUUAACAAUGAACAUAUAAUAACAGUGAUUAUGAAUUUAUAAAAGUUUGUCUAUCUACAAUUGAUGACAAAACAGACAACCAGCGCUCCACCACAAACUCGCUCAAUUUUUCGAAUAAGAAACCGCCGAUAGAUCCAUCGAAUAGCCCUUGAUCCCACGAGCAUUUUGACCCCAACACCGACCUCAUACCAAAGCAGUCCGUGGGAGCUGAGCACCAAUCGCCAAAUCCUAUCUGUCUCCACCAGUUCGGGAAAUAGAUCGAUCUAUAUCAUCAAUCUGCUUUACUUACUACGUAGUAAAAUGGCGGCUUUCAUGUCUCGCUCUAGCGCUAAUGAUCUGCUUGAUAUUCAGCACCUCCUUCUGAAUAAUAGAGAUGAAAUCAAAACGUUUAUCCACCGCUUGGACCCAGAAGCCGUUACAUGUUUCUUCGAGACCGUAAGUCCUGAAAACCACGCUUAUUGAAACACCUUCUUUGGGCG